Messenger RNA from Mucor mucedo, 910 nucleotides. Its product is annotated as nucleotide-diphospho-sugar transferase. Gene Ontology annotation, biological process: biosynthetic process. Bases 40 to 855 code for a protein of 271 amino acids. The transcript has 2 exons. The record is from RefSeq and is a predicted model, not a curated record. NCBI's taxonomy places the organism in Eukaryota, Fungi, Mucoromycota, Mucoromycetes, Mucorales, Mucoraceae.
GCGUUCUCUUCUCUCGGGUUCACAAAGUAUUCAACCGAGAUGGUAAAAGUUUUGAUUCUUGGUGCAGGUUAUGGUACUAGACUUCAGCGUGACUUGAAGGCUUCUGCCCAAUAUAAACAUUUGUUGGGCGUUCCUAAAGCUUUGUUACCUCUUGGUAAUCGAGAUGCUCUCAUUACUCAUUGGGUUGAACUCUUUGACAGACACGGCAUAACGGCAAGAAAAGACAUUUUCGUUGUCACAAACGGACAAUGUUACGAAGCAUUCAAGGUUUGGGCCACUGCUAAUGGCGUUCCCCUUGACCAUAUUGUAAGUGACGGAACAGACUCCAAUGAAACUCGUCUCGGUGCGGUGCCUGAUAUUUUAUUUGGCAUUCAACAUUUUGGCUUGGAUCAAUCGGAUGUGCUCGUAGUUGGCGGUGAUACUUUGUUCUUGCAUGAUUUCAACCUGAGUCAAUUCUUGGAAAAGUUUAAUUCUUUAAACGAAAAGAGCUGUCUUGUAACAACCUAUUUGGUACCCGAUGAAGAGGUUCAUAAAUUUGGUAUUGUAGAAACUGAUCGAGAAGGCGUUAUCACAAGUUUCUUGGAGAAACCUGAUCCUUCCGCUACUAAAGCACGUACUGCAUGUCCCUGCUUUUACUUGUUCCACCGUGAAGCUAUACCCUUGAUUGAAGAGUUUAUCCAUGCUUGUAAAGAAGCCAAUGCGCCAAAGGAAGCAUACGAUGCAACAGGAAAAUGUCUUGCUUACCUCUAUCCUCGUUUUAAGGUUUCAACUUUUUCUAUCUCAGGUCGUAUCGAUGUGGGUGGAUUGCAGUCCUAUAUCGAUGCCAAUGUCUACUUUGACAAGAAAACAGAUUAAAUAACACUCGCGUAUUUAUUUUAGAUAUAAAAUAAAAAAUUACUUUUUAUUAUUA